Molecule: messenger RNA, 1551 nt
Organism: Monosiga brevicollis MX1
Lineage: Eukaryota; Choanoflagellata; Craspedida; Salpingoecidae
Exons: 14
Coding region: 1-1551 (516 amino acids)
Source: RefSeq, a predicted model, not a curated record
AUGGCGGCCAUGCGUACACGAUUGCGCUUGACGGCCCGCGUGGCUCAGCCGCUGCCGCAGGGGGUUAAGCUCCUCGCAUUUGCCGGUGCCGAGCCGAAUGCGCUCAUUGUGUGUGGCUACAGCCGUGAGAAGCUUUCUGCCGAGAUACCAGCCGGUGUCUUUUACCUUGAGGAUGCGGGCUAUGCCGUCUCGUGGAGUCCCGCCACAGCGGAUGGUGCAGCUCUAGCGGACAGCCUUGUCAAAGUUGAAUCCAUCACACUGCAUGAUCAACCCUGCUCUUUGGAUACCGGAGCGUCUGCGGACGAGCCAACGACCCCCGAGCUGCUGUUGCGUGUGCAACUCUCGGCUACCCUGCCCAAGGCCAUGGCGCUCCCAGCCUUGGAAAGCGCCUUGGCCAGUGACACAAGCAGCAACACCAAGGGUGGCAAAGGGAACAAGGGGAAUAAGGGCGGCAAAGCCGGCAAAGGGAACAAGACAGCCACACCCACAGCACGGCAUGCUGCUCCAGUCGUCCCCGAGCUGUCUCGAGACCAAUGCUUGGAUCUGCGCGUUUUGACUUCGUGCGCGCCAGACUUGCCGUCGGAAACCGGAAUCCUGACGGGCGCCCCCGAGGCGGCCACACUGUACCAGGUCCAUUUGGAUGUACUGGUCUACAGCUAUCGCAGCCAGCCGUUGCGCUUGCUUCUGGCCGGUCUUCAAGCCCGUCUGUUGCAACAGCUGCGUCAAGCCCUUGCGCAGGGUGGGGCUUUUCACCACUUUUUGCCGCGACACUGUCAGCAUCACGUGGCGGCGCUCACAGUUGGCGGCGAGAAGGCUGAGACUAGCUCUGAAAACGACCGUCUGCGCAAUAUCCACCGUCACGUGCACGCGACCCCCUUGCCGGAUGGCGAACGCUUUCUGGUCGACGGCGAUUACGACUACUAUCACUACAUGCAAGACCGCUUUGAUGACAACGGUUGGGGCUGUGCCUACCGCUCGUGCCAGACCAUUUGUAGCUGGUUCUUGCUUCAGGGCUAUAGUCAACAGUCGGUGCCCACCCAUGCUCAGAUCCAGCAGACGCUUGUGAAUGUGGGAGACAAGCGGAAGAGCUUUGUUGGGUCGCGGCAAUGGAUCGGCUCGCAAGAAAUUUUCUUUGUUUUGGGCGAGUGGUUCAAGGCCGAAUUUGAGUUGGAGAGUCGCUUCAUCGCUCAAGUGCUUGGCGCUGACUUGAGCACCAAAGCACGUGAGCUUGCUCAUCAUUUUCGCACUGUCGGCACACCCGUGAUGAUUGGCGGCAACAUGCUGGCUCACACCAUUUUGGGGAUCGAUUGGGAUUCUGCGCUGGGCGAUGUGCGCUGGCUGGUUUUGGAUCCGCACUAUACGGGCACGGAUGACAUCAAGACCAUUGUGAAACUGUUCAAGGUGUGGCCUGAUUGCGCCAUCGACAUCAAAACGAAGAUCCGAAAGCUGACGAAGAUGCCGAAGAUGACGAAGAAGAUGCAGAACAAGUUGAAGAACAAGCCGAAGAAAACACGGGUCACGGCAGGAAGAUGCAGCACAAGUCAACGAUGA